This is a messenger RNA of Symbiodinium natans, 483 nucleotides long. The record is from the annotation of a GenBank genome assembly. Lineage: Eukaryota; Dinophyceae; Suessiales; Symbiodiniaceae.
GCUGGCGCAGGCGAUGCGGCCGCCAGCUGCGCGCUCCCAGGCGUGUGGCAGCGCUUCGUGUCCUGCCUCUACCGUGCUGGAAGCAUCCAGGGCGAGGAUGCUCUGGUCCGCGUGACCGGCGACGCCUUGCCGAAGAUCGUCCGCGUGCCGAGCCUGGCAGAGAAGGAAGCCAAGAAGAGCAAGCAGGUGAUCCUGAGCUACGAAGGCCACUACUUCGAGGUGACGGCAGAUGAGGCUGCCGUGGGCGUAAAGGAGCCAGGGGCCAGUGGCGAUGAAGCGCAGGAGGAGGAGCGCGACGCAGGCGACGGCAGAAUGCAGAAGGCGCCGAGGACAUCUUUCUGGCAGCGCUUUGGCAUUGCCCGUCUCUUCCGUGGGGCCCCGCCCGCCCGGACGCAGACUGACAAUGCGAAGAAGCGCAAGGGGCUGCAGCCCGGGAGCGCCGAGCCGCGGAGCCAACAAGAGAAGAAGAUCCGGGGCGCCGAU